AUGAAAACGAUCAUAGCUCUCGCCGCCCUCGUGGCCGUCGUAUCUGCCGGUUCCUUCGACUCACGGUUGGCCUCCUCCAUCCGAUCCCGACUCUCCUCCACCUUCUUGAAAGCAAAUUCUUUCAAGCCUAUCGUUGUCUCUGAUGCUUCCGCGAACAUUCGCAGAUUACAUCCCGAAACACUCUUCCCUUUCUCCACCCACGCACCUCCAACUCCAAAGCCAACACAGCACGUAGAGCAUGUCACUCUCGCCCCGGCCAAGAGUCCCGUCGAAUUCGCCGACCCUGCCCCCGCCUUCGACGCAGAACAACCAAUUACCGUUGUUAAGGAAGAGCUGCACAACAACGAUGGCUUCAGUAAUUACAACUUCAAGUACGAGCUGUCCGACGGCCAGAACCGGGACGAAGUGGCCGAAGCCGUACUUGUCCGUGACCCUAAAACCAAUGAGGAGCACAUCAUUUACAAAGUUCAAGGCUCGUACGGUUUCUUCGACGCAAAGGGAAAUUAUCACGGUGUCUCCUACACCGCCGACGAAAAUGGCUACAAGCCCGUGCUGCAGUUUGUACCGUUCAAGCCUGCCUUUGCGAAAAAAUAA
Messenger RNA from Copidosoma floridanum, 594 nucleotides. RefSeq lists its product as uncharacterized. NCBI's taxonomy places the organism in Eukaryota, Metazoa, Arthropoda, Insecta, Hymenoptera, Encyrtidae. The record is from RefSeq and is a predicted model, not a curated record.